Scheffersomyces amazonensis is the source of this 1047-nucleotide messenger RNA. RefSeq names its product Fcr3p (gene FCR3). Lineage: Eukaryota; Fungi; Ascomycota; Pichiomycetes; Serinales; Debaryomycetaceae. Gene Ontology annotation, molecular function: DNA-binding transcription activator activity, RNA polymerase II-specific; transcription cis-regulatory region binding. Gene Ontology annotation, biological process: regulation of DNA-templated transcription. The transcript has a single exon. The record is from RefSeq and is a predicted model, not a curated record. Gene Ontology annotation, cellular component: RNA polymerase II transcription regulator complex. Bases 1 to 1047 code for a protein of 348 amino acids.
AUGACAUAUAAUAAUAUCAACACUCAACAACAGGUUUCCGGCUUCUGGGAACCUCAGGGUAAUAAUUAUGAUGACUUAUAUCCGGGAUUAGAAUUAAACCAAGAGAAUGUCACGUUAUUUAACAAUACGCAAUACCAAUCAGCAGGUCACCCACAACAACACCAACAACAACAACAAUAUGGAAGUUUAUUCAAAGAUACUGAUAACUCUCAGACUCAGUAUACAGUUUCACCUGAAUCAAAUAAUUUAAAGUAUGACUCGGAUCUGCUUAAUCAUAAUAGUGUUUUUGAUACUCAUCUCGCUCAUGAUGGGAACCCCCACAGCAGUGAUGAUUCAUCUCCACUUGGAAAAAAUCAAAUUCCAUCACCUGAAACUCUGUCUAGUACUGGAGGUAUUGAUGUAUCCAAUAGUAAAAAGCUGAAGUCCAAAAGACAGUUAUUGGAUGAACAAGAUGCUAUACUUAUUGCUCGAGACGAUUCAGAAUUAACUGAAGAAGAAUUACAAUUAAAGAGAAAGGCUCAAAAUAGAGCUGCUCAACGAGCAUUCAGAGAACGUAAAGAAACCAAAUUAAAGGAAUUGGAAGCCAAAUUAUUACAAAGUGAAGAAGAACGUCAACAAUUAAUGGAACAGUUGGAUCUUAUAAGAAAACAAAAUAUAUCGAUUCAAACUGAAAAUGAAGUAUUACGUUCUAAUAAAGGUAGUACAACUGAUUAUUCUAAAACUGAAACAAAUGGAAAUAAAUUUAGUUUCCCACAAACUCAAUCAGAUUUCAUAGAAGCUUUAGUAACAGAUAAACAUCAAAUUUAUCCUAAUAGUAUUAAUAAAGUUUAUAAUAAUCCAGAAGAAUCAAGUGAAAAGAUUUUAGCUAUUGGUGCAGUAUGGGAUUAUUUACAAAUUAAAGCUGAAGAAAAAGAUAUUGAUCUUCAUAAUCUUGAUAUUAAUACAAUUAUGAAUAAAUUAAGAGGUCAUGAAAAAUGUCAUGGAUUUGGACCUGCAUACUCUUUAGAAUUAGUUCAAAGAGUAUUUGAAGAAUCUUAUGGUGGUUAA